Molecule: messenger RNA, 398 nt
Organism: Pogona vitticeps (central bearded dragon)
Lineage: Eukaryota; Metazoa; Chordata; Lepidosauria; Squamata; Agamidae
Source: RefSeq, a predicted model, not a curated record
UAUAUCACAUUCCCCAAUCUACUUGCAGGAAAAACUGAAGCCUGAAUACUUGGAAGAACUUCCUGGGAAGCUGAAGCUCUUUUCCCAGUUUCUGGGGGACAGGAAAUGGUUUGCAGGAAAUAAGAUCACCUAUGUGGAUUUCCUUGCCUAUGACGUCCUGGAUCAGCAGCGGAUGUUUGAGCCGAAAUGCUUCAAUCAGUACAAAAACCUACAGGAUUUCUUUGACCGCUUUGAGGUGAAAUUUCUGAUGAGCUCCAGAUUGGAGCAUUGGAGGCAUUGUUCUGAUACCAUUGGGGAAAAGAAUGCAAUCCUCACUUCAACUAAGCUUUCCAACAAUCUUCCAUCCUUCCACCAUGUCACCUGAUUCUCUUUCUCCAUAUGUAUCUUUCUGCUGAGAG